AUGAAUCCAAACAACAAUGGACUCCUGGAAGCAUUCCAAGAAGCGAAAAACCUCAACCUCUGUCCAAACCGCGUAUGGGCUGUUGCAGGGGAGAACUUACCUAAUCUACUGCCAGUUUUCAGCUCGACCCAAAGCGCAAGAGAUAAGAUUGACGAGCGUGAAAACUAUAACGAUCAUAACGAUUGCACCCCCGAUUUCUGCGAACACUCUCAACGUGAUUUCACAGCGGUUCAACAGCGCCACGAGUGUAAAGAGAACCAAUGUAUGCAAGUGCGAGAUCAAUUCCGGAGGGACAUAUUGAAUAGAGCUGCACGUAAUGGAAAGCCGACAGUGUGGGAUCUAGACGGAGAGUCUAUGCUCGAGCCUCCUCGGCCAUAUAUGGCUAUUUCUCACGUCUGGUCGGACGGAACUGGGACCGGAGCUUGGAAAGACGGAGAAGUCAACGAGUGCUUAUAUGCAUUUUUCCACGACAUUGCGAAACAGUUCCAAUGCGACGGAAUCUGGUGGGACACACUUUGCAUUCCUCGCGAAAAAGCUGCCCGUAAUAAAGCCAUCCAAAAGAUCCAGAGCAGUUACGAGGAUGCCCGUAUCACUUUGGUGCACGAUUGCUUCCUUCGGAACUGGACUUGGGAUCCUAAAACUGCAUGUUUCGCCAUUUUGAUGUCGCCCUGGUUUAGUCGAGGGUGGACCGCCUUAGAAUUGACCAAGUCGCGCAAAGUAAAGGUGGUGUUCAAAGGACCCUCUGGCAUUGUUAUUAAAGAUCUUGACGAAGAGAUUCUCGCAAAAGAAAACGAGCGCGACAGCCGCCGUCAAGAAGCUUCCCGGAUUAUCCGGAAUCUCCGGGGGGGGAUUACGACACUCAAUGGCCUUUUGACUGUGUUGGCCUCGCGCUAUACGUCUUGGCCUAAAGACAUGGCCACUAUUUCCGCACUAAUAGUGGGCGUCGCUCGAGAGGACCUGCAGCAGGACACCUAUAAGAAUAUUUUGAAGAAAUUCGGCCGGCUCGCCCCCGGACACCUCUUCCAUAAUGCUGGGGCCAUGUCCAAAGGUUUCAGCUGGUGUCCGACUAGUCUUUUUGACCUGCCCUUGGACACUUCCGACGCUUCCCUCACGGUUUCCGAAAAUGGCGACAUCCAAGGGGAGUGGCGCGUCAUUCCUGUAGAGGCCGGACUUGAAAAGAACUGCUGGUGGGAUAGCAUGCAUCCUUUGAUAAAACGGCGACUUCAAGAUGCUCUGAGAAGACCUCAAGCGCUUCAGCUCUUAGCCGAGUGCUACCCGGGGCAAGAAUCUGACCCAGUAAGAAGGGCUUUGCUUGUGAAGGAAACGAAAAAGCCCUCUCGCUAUCAAUACAUUGGUACGUUACGUUUCUUCCAGGGGCAAGAAAAAGACGGGGGAAACUGGUCUUGCACGAAAACAAGGGUGGUCAUAUCGAGUUACCAAGGCGACGAAGAAGAAGAAGAAGAAGAAGAAGCGACGUUUCAUUUUUUGGGCAAAAGAAUAACAGGAAACACGGGAGAUGCGGCCCACUCAGAAAUCGACAAUGAGAAUCGGUCAAAUUGUGCUUCUGAUGACAAGAGAUUACGAUGUGCGAUAUGGCGAGGAGAUUACAAAUCUUUCAAGAAGCUCAUCCAACCCCAGAUCCCAAACGAACCGGACAGUCUAGGACGUUGGCCACUACACCUUGCAGCUGAAAGAGGGAAUAAAGAUAUGGUCCGAGAUUUACUACCUCUCGUUGACUUGAAUCUUAGGUGCAGUUAUGGGCAAACUGCGUUGCAUCGCGCUGCUUGGGGAGGGUCCGCUGCUGUUGUGAAGGAACUCUUGCAAAAUGGAAGCGAUGCAAUCGCAAAGGACAAGGAUGGGAACACUGCAUUGCACAUAGCAGCACAGAUGGGGUUUGCGCCCGUUGCCAAACUUCUUAUCGAGAAAAGCGAUGUCAAUGUGAAUAGCUGUAAUAAUCUGACCCCUCUACAUCUCGCGGCGAUAAACGGGCACACAACAGUGGCGGAAUUGCUCGUAGGUGCCAACAUUGAAGCUAAGGACAACAAGAUUGGUUGGACUCCGUUACAUUAUGCAGCCGAGAACGGCGACCGAGACUUAGUCAAAUUUUUGAUCGAGCUCGGCGCGGCAGUCAAUGCAGAAGACGACCUGGUCGGUUGGACACCCCUACAUCUCGCGGCGAUAAGCGGAAACAGAGCGGUCGUCGAUCUAUUGCUCGUGGGGCGCGCCAAUAGAGAUGCCAAAGACAAAUAUGAUUGGAUACCACGACAAUUUGCGGAAAUCAAUGGGCAUGAGGAGGUAGUUGAGCUGCUUUACAGCAAAGAAAGUAAGGGCGCUGAAGCUAUCUCUACAAACAAGGACUAUUGGACACCGCUGCACUGCAAGGCGAUAAACCACGAACGGGGAAUAGUCAAGCUAUUGGUCCAUGAUGGUGCUGACGUCUAUUUGACCCACAAGGAUGAGGGUUGGACACCACUACAAUUUGCGGUAGAGAACGAGCUCGGAACUACCAUCCGGCGGCUACUCGAGAUGGGCGCCGAUUUCAUGGCAAUUUAUGGACAGAUGCCGCUGCACUGGGCCGCCAGGCAAGGGUAUAAGGCGUUCACGAGGCAGCUACUUAGCGCGGGCGUUGACAAAGACGCUAAAGACUCGUUUAGCUAUACGCCGCUACACUGGGCAGCCCAGGGCGGGCACAAGGCGGUCACACGGCAGCUAUUAGACGCGGGCGCUAAUAAGGAGGCUCAAGACUCGAAAAAUUGCACGCCGCUGCAUAAGGCGGCCCAGGGUGGGCACGAGGCGGUCGCGCGGCAGCUCCUCGACGCGGGCGCUAAUAAGGAGGCUCAAGACUCGAAUAGCUGGACGCCGCUGCAUAAGGCGGCCCAGGGCGGGCACGAGGUGGUCACGCGGCAACUACUCGACGCGGGCGCUAAUAAGGAGGCUCAAGGCUCGCAUGGCUAUAUGCCGCUACAUAACGCGGCCCAGUACGGGGACGAGAAGGUCACGCGGCAGCUACUUAACGCGGGCGCCUAUGAGGACGCUAGACUGCGGCAUAUCCUCUCCAUUGGAUAUUAG
This is a messenger RNA of Penicillium soppii, 3069 nucleotides long. RefSeq lists its product as uncharacterized. The record is from RefSeq and is a predicted model, not a curated record. Lineage: Eukaryota; Fungi; Ascomycota; Eurotiomycetes; Eurotiales; Aspergillaceae. Gene Ontology annotation, molecular function: protein binding. Bases 1 to 3069 code for a protein of 1022 amino acids. The transcript has a single exon.